CGCAGCUUCUCGAGGGAUCAAAUUUUUGAAAAAGCGAUCGACACACCUGGCCAUCCUGCACAUAGAUUUUUUUGAUUUCAGCGAGCCGACGCGUUUUUUGCAAAAGAACGCAUUCAGUCGGUAUUUCGGCACAGAAACCACAAACAUAAAGAAGAUAGUGCAACGUGACCCGCAAAGGUAACUACAUUUUCCUGUCCAGCUACAAAUUCAUUUUCCGUUCGUGCGCGCGAUAGGUUUCUCUUUCUGUAUGCAGGGGGACACGAAUCUGACGAAAGAAACUGUUAGAGCUCCAUCUGGUUCAUCCCGAGCAUGGACUUCUGAGUUUCAUGUCUGCUAGAGCGCCGAGCAAAAACAACGCGGGGAAAACCAAAAUGCAUGAUUUGUACGACCUUAUGAGCUAUUUUUUCUUGGUUUGGAACUCCAAUAACUCUCUCAACGAACCUGCUCAGAAGUCGAGCAGUUUACCCUUGACAAUCGAGUAUGAAAAUUCUUUUGCUGUUCGCUGACGGUAUGAACAGUCUCUCCGAUUAUCGAAGGUGUCGGUUCACGGUAGAUGCACCCCAUGAUGAGUAGGAAAAGAUAAAAGACGACGAUCUGAAGGAAGAACUACCGGUGGUCAACAUCUGUAUACUAAUGAUAAAUUUUUCAUCGAGGUUGAUGUCCGGCGACUAUUUCGCAAAAAGCGAUUCUCGCAAGUACUUACGAUAUGUGGAUUAAAAGCGUUUUUAUCCCAGUACUGUACUAAUCAUGGUUUUGUUGACACACGCCAACAUCAUCAGGAAAUGCAGCGACGUUCAUGGUAAGAAUCGGAUGAGGAUCAUUUGCGCAGCACAGCAGUGCGUUCACGUCUAUUUUUGCUUCGAGGUUGAUGUCUUGCAGUAGCAGUUUCUUGAUUUUUGAUUCAUGGGAGAAGGAUCCUUUGUUUCAAUCUCACAAAGAGUACUGAAGAGCACGGACGUAGCAUUAGAAACGCGCGCGAACAUCAUCAUGAGCUUAGUUGUGAUCCGGGCCACGCUCUAUUUUGCCACCUUCGUACUUACCAAGAUGUGAGCACCAGUAAGAACGCGAUGUGAAAAAUAAGUCCCACAUCACGAUAGGCGCUCGUCAUCUGUCGCAAUUCGACGAAGUUGUUUGAUAUUCGGCAGGUCAGAGAGCAAAAGAUCAAGGUGGAAAGAAGAUCCAACGCGGAGUUAAACGCGUUUGUUGCGCGAAACUUUGGCUAUGGGUGGGACGCAAAGUGUAGUGGCACCUGGUACAACGACGGGGAUCACGAGCGGCAGUACGGCGGGAGACCAGCCGUCAAUGCGUUUCGAGAAUUUUCUUAUGUACUACAACCCCCUGCAUUACAUCAUCAGUUCUUCCUCCCUGUUCAAUUCCGAUCCAUCGUCAUCUCGUGGAGGCCAACUGGAUCUGCCAAGUGCUGGCACCGCUGGGACAUUAGAAAACCAUCUAUUGCAACAGCAGAACGACAAGAACUUAAUGGCCAGUACUGGCGCUACCCCGGCGGCGGCUCUGGGAGUGGUCUCUGCGGAUCAAGAUGCGAUUCCAGGAAAAAUAGACGACCCUGCAGCUGCGGUCCUCGCAGUGGCAGCAGCCGCAUCGCAACCUUCCUGGAUCCCCAGUUAUUUGAUCUGGACGCAGAUUCUUGGCGUGGUGAUCUACGUGCUUUUUGUCACUUUCAAACUCGGGUUUCCCCGGGAGUACGUGGUAAUCCAAACGCAGGAAGUGAAACGCGAGACCAAGCGGUGGCCGGUGUGUCUCGGGCACGCGUUGGUCUUCUACCUGCUGCGCCCGGUGUGCUGCUAUCAACUGUAAAAAUGUCUGGGUCUGGAAGAUUCUGAGACUUGUCAUGCACGUGUUGCAUGAGCCAUGAUGUCUGUGAUGCAUGCCCUAGCAGCACAGAUUUUUUGAGGGCCUCUUGAUGCCUCUUCGGCAUGACAAAUGCCCUCUCCGCGUAGCAGAACUUGCGUUCCCUUUGCUGCUCAUGCAACACAGAUUUUUUUGGAAUCCCAAUGCAGCAUCACAAGCUGCAUUCUUCCAGACCCAGACAUUUUUCCAUUUGAUAGCUGCUUCUUUGGCAAGCCCGGGAUUGCCUUGUACGAAAGGUUUCUGCGGUCCUUCACCGUGCGCCAUAACAGCUGGGACGUUCCCUAUGAAACGGAAAGGAUCGAUCUUCUUCUACAAGGGCAAAUGAGAAAUGCAUGUUGUGCAUGUUGUAGCUUUGAUUCCAAUAAUUCGUACAACACGUUCCUGGAAGUAGGAUAGUAGCUGGACACAAGAUCAAGCGGGCAGCGCAUCUAUCGUUGUCCUCUUGGAGGAUGAUCAAGGUCUACAUAAAAACAGCAUUCGAAAUUUUCUUGUUUGCUCUCAAGUGGGUUAUUUUGCGAGUUGUAUACGCUCUACAAAAGCAAGCGGGCCGCGCAGCGACAGGUUUUGCUAUGGUGCCGAUUUUGGGGGGUGCAGGUAUGAAGAAUUUUUUAACGUUCUCUCGAUGAAAAGCUUGCAGCUUGCAAGUACGUUUUUUUCUCUUGGUAUUACCUACGUGACUUAGUCAGUACACGAUUACCUACGUGACUUAGUCAGUACACGUUUCGUUCUUGAACCGAAACCUUAACCUUUGUUGCCAGCGGGAGAUGAUAACGGGAUAAGUGGAAGAAAAACUACCCACAAGAACGUAAGAACCCACAACCAAACAGACGGAGCCCUGGGUGUGGGACCGGCAGCCUUCGGACUACGUGUCCAAAAACGACUUUUUUACCCGCACCUAUGCGAAGAAAUACCUGCCCCAGAUGGGCCGCGCGCAAAUCGUCAGUCCGGUGGAUGGCGUCUGCACGUGGUUCCGGUCCACGAUUGACAUGCCGAAGCAGCUGAAAAACGACGCGUUUUGGGAUUUGGCGUCCAUCGGUAUUCCCAACAGCGAACGCUACGAACGCAACCCCGCCUGCAUGCUGUAUCUGGCGCCAAACGAUUACCAUUGGUAUCUAUGAAUGUAGUCUCAAGUACUGAGAAAAGAUUUGAGUGCAAAGAACCGUAGACUGCUUGGAAUCGAUGCUUGUUCUAGGCGAAGUUUUACGAUGAUGUUUUUUUAUGAAGGAAUUGAUUUCUACUUUAGGGCACCACCAGAAAAGCGAAAAAGUAAGUAACGAUAAAAGUUCAAUAAAUCAACAAAAGUUUCCACGCCCCGGUGACCGGCAAAGUGAUUCACUGCACGAUGUUCCCGGACUUCUGGAGCGGCACCGUAAAAAGCGACAUCUGGGGCUCCGUCAACAUCCUCGCCCAACAUCGGCGCGUGGUCGUUGUGUUUGAAGUGAAAGCGCCCACCAGCGACCGGAAGAUGAAAAGAUCCACCACUUCCUCGUCCGCCACCUCGCUCCGCGCGACCCAAAGUUACCGGAGUGUCGCCUCCAGCUGGUUGCCCGAGAAACAAGGUCGUGGGGACAAAGAACAAAUAGAAAUGACGGAAAGUCGAAACUCUGCAACUGAGCAAGAACUACCGCAGGACCAGGAAAACGACCGAGCACGAACCCAAAUCGACGAGGAGGAGGCACUCACCUCCGGAUCCAGUAGUGCUAUCGACAGCGAGAUGAGCAGCGGGAACUUCACCGCGCUAUCUACGCCACAGCCCGACGUAGAAGUACUCGAUCACAUGUCCUCUUCGCCGGACGAUGGUGGUCCCGGGUUGCUGUCCUCUCCGGUGGAGUAUGCACUGCAAAAAUGUCUGGGUCUGGAAACUUGUAAUGCUGAAUUGUGAGUAGUGAAUUCUCUCUAAUGCACAGCCAAGCAUAAGAAAUAUUCGCGCGGCUUAGUGUUGCGCUUUCCGCAUGCCAAACUGUGCUGUGCAUGACAAGCAAAACGGUAAGGGUUUCUUCUUGGACACGCAUCACAAACUCUUUAGUCAUGCCAGACAAGCAUGACGAACCUCGCAUCCUUCCAGACCCAGACAUAUUUGCAUUUGAUAUUGAGGAGGAAAAUGGUUCUUCUUUGUCCGGUUCGCCUGCGCGUUCCAGCACUUCUGCUGGCCCCGGUGUUGAGCAAGAGGACUCGGUGCACCGAAGGCGACUGGGUGCGACAAGCAGCUCGUCUUUUACACCCACUAGAACGGCGGGUUCCAGUGAUGGAACUAAAAAUGCUUCCCCUGGCACUGCUGAAACAAAUCCUUCCCGAAGAAAAGAAGCAGCAGCAGCGUCGUCAGGCUUCUCUACUACGACUCCGGUCACCCCUGGCAAUGCAAACGUAGUUUCGAAUGAAGAGGACAAGAACAAUCUUGCAUCGCUGCCAGCGUUAUUUCCUGCCCGUACCAGCAGCGCAGCAUCAUUCCAGUCCACCGAUUCGGGGAUCUCUUCGACCACACGACAGCAGCAGCAGAACCAACAAGUGCCGCGGAAGAAGUACGUGGCGAUGGUGAUUGUCGGCGGGAUUACCGUGGAUAGCAUCAGGAUGGACAUCCACUGCGACAUUGACAAGAGUUCGCGGACCAAGGAAAAGCAGCAGCAAUUCGAGGCAGACGACGAUUGGCUGGAUUGCAACGCGCCAUUGCAUACGGAAAUCGCAAAAGUAUCGCUCUCGCAUGAAAAAUUGCAUCACAAAUGCUUUGUUCAGGUUGAAAAAAUGAAUUUGUAAUGCUAAUUUAGUAAGUACCUCAUCCUCAGUACGAGAGAGAUUUGUCAUGCAGUACUGCAAUUUUUACGACUAUCGGAGCGCGAAGAUACUUUUGCCCUGGACAUUGCACCACCCGAACUCCACCGCAGUUUUGGACGACAGCACGACCGAGUCCUCCUCGCAGGAGGAGGACGACCACGACGGGAGUUCCAAAAAUAGCGGCGAGAAUGUCGAAUCCAGUCUAAACAACCGGCUGAGAAGCGGUAAACCAGCGUUGACGCAGCUCCCUGCAGCAGCCAGCACGGCGUCGACGGCAAGCAUGUUGAGUGAAGAGGACGUGGAACUACAAGAAGAUCGAAAUGUGGACGAGGUCGAAAACAGCCAGACGUCGGGGAAGAAUUUGUCUGGCGGGCAGGCCGGUAGUUCUAGCAACUCCUCAAAGACCUCCACGAGCAAAAGACAGUACGUGCGGAAGGGCGACAAGAUCGGGUGUUUCGCGCGCGGUGGCAGUCUGGUUGCCAUGUUUUUCUCGCACAGUGUGCGCCUCGACCCGGCUGUCACGCAGACACGGGAAAAAUUCGGGCCUAUGGACUUCAAACUGCACUUCGGGGAAAGUCUAGGGAGCAUGCUGUUUUAGGGGUAAAAAAUAAAGUGAGGAUAUAUAAUUGAAUUUUAACCACAUGAUCAGACGGGCCAUUUAGUUGUUCUAGUUGCACAAUGAGAGAAAAUACAGGACUACUCCUACGUAGUGAUGAUGGAGAAAAUACAGUACUACUAGUCCUGAUGUGGUAGUAGAAAUUAUAGGGAGGUGCGGCUGCGAGGAGAGCAGUUUGUCCCUUCAAUGACAAUGAGGAAUUCAAUGCCCUCGAUGCGAUUAUCAUUAUUGCCGCUGCACCAGCAGCUGUUUGAUGAGUGUACAAAAGAAAUAAAACGUAGUAUACUAGUAGAUCAUGCGCUUCUCCUCUCAAAUUUAUGGAUGCUUUGAAUUGACGAAGGCGAACUCCCACGACUGGCGCAACUAGAUUCGGCUCGGCGAAUAUGAAUCAGAAUCUUCGUCAUAUUGAUUUUAAGUACAUACACCUACAUGCGAAAAAUCCGAAGCAAC
This is a messenger RNA of Amoebophrya sp. A120, 5704 nucleotides long. NCBI's taxonomy places the organism in Eukaryota, Dinophyceae, Syndiniales, Amoebophryaceae. The record is from the annotation of a GenBank genome assembly.